AUGAUCGCCAUUAUCUGUACGGUUCUGUGCAAUGCGUUCGGAAUAAUUGAUGAUAAACGGGCCGAGCCAAUCGGAAGUGGACUGUUCGUUGGAUUGGCUAAACAUAACCAUUCGUGUGCUUCCACGUCACAUGUUGUGUUCGAGAAAAAUCAAGUUUUACUCCGUGGACGAGACGCGGAUUAUUCCAAGAAUACAACAAUCUCGUAUGUAUCCCGAAUGCUUCCAACUUCCGAACGACAAAAAUCUAUCAGAAAUGUCCAUUUCAUCACGUGUCGAUGUGAAAUGUGUAGAAAUGAUGAUCUCGAUUUCAUUGGUUUAGCUUCCCGUUGUCAGACUAUCAAUUGUUCGGGAAAUGUUAAAGGAUCCAAUCCUUGCGGAGUUUGCAAGAGACCAGCUGUAAUUCCUAUUGAGGAAAGUGCCUCAUCAACAUCAAAACUUAUAGAUAUUCUUGAUAACCUUCACAAAUCGAAUGAGUUCGACUCCACCACUCAAUACGAUUAUCUCCAGAAUCUUCGGAAAGAAUACAUUCGGAUUCUGGCAGAUUGCAACGUGGCAAUUCUUCAACUAGAUGAACAAAUCGCAUAUUGUGCAAGCGAUUUGAAGAAGAUUCCAGACAAUUUGUCUGAGGUGGCUGUCAGAGGAUGCCAACAUUUUAUCAACCGUCUUGGAAUCGGCUCUCCAGAAGUGACACGUCGUCUUUAUAUUGCCUGCAAAUGUCUCUCUCGUCUUCCUUCUUCUCCAUCUUCUGAAAUUCAUCAACUCGCCAUUCAGUCCAGUAUUCUGAGUCAUGGAGAGGACCAUUCAAUCACUAAAUAUUUGCAACGGAUGUAG
This is a messenger RNA of Caenorhabditis remanei, 831 nucleotides long. RefSeq lists its product as uncharacterized. NCBI's taxonomy places the organism in Eukaryota, Metazoa, Nematoda, Chromadorea, Rhabditida, Rhabditidae. Gene Ontology annotation, molecular function: protein binding. The record is from RefSeq and is a predicted model, not a curated record. The transcript has 4 exons. Gene Ontology annotation, cellular component: nucleus. Bases 1 to 831 code for a protein of 276 amino acids.